Suillus clintonianus is the source of this 402-nucleotide messenger RNA. RefSeq lists its product as uncharacterized. The transcript has a single exon. NCBI's taxonomy places the organism in Eukaryota, Fungi, Basidiomycota, Agaricomycetes, Boletales, Suillaceae. The annotation marks the transcript as partial. The record is from RefSeq and is a predicted model, not a curated record.
AUGAACGACAACACCCAACCCGAUACACCCGCCAACAUCAGUCUGAAAAUUUGGCAACAAAACCUACGCAAAUCGUCCAACGCAUGGGAACACAUGUUAAGAAGCCUCGACCCGAACAUAUAUGACAUAGCAUGUAUACAAGAACCCUUUCUCAACACUGUAAAUUUGGCUAACGCUUCUAACUUAAAACAAUUCUGGGAUGUCAUCUACCCGACCGACCAUCACACCGGCGCAGGAAGAUCACAAACGAUCAUGCUAGUCAACAAAAAACUAUCAAAAAACAAUUGGCAUAUUAUACCAGUGAAAUCACCCAACAUCAUGGCCAUCGAACUAACGGGCCAAUUUGGCAAGGUACGUCUGUACAACAUAUAUAAUCCCUGUGAUAGCGACACAACGCUCCAC